AUCAAAGAAACUGUUUCUCUUCUUCUCUGCCAUCUUCUGCCUCCUCUUCUCUCCAUAAGACGGAGAGAGUAAAUAUUCUUCAUUGAAAGGGAAAAAGAAGAACAACUAACUAGAAGACAUAAUCAGUUUUGGUCUUUCUUUGCUUCUUAUUAUUCGUUCUCACCUUCUUCUUCUCUAAAAGAGAACACAUCUACCAAAGGCAAAAACAUACAGAAAUCAAAAAUGUCGGCGGGAGAAGAAGCAAUAGUAGCUAGCGGAAAUGACAACGAAGGAGAUCAGAUCAACGGAAACCACACCGGAAAAACCGAAGAAUACGACCCUUCCACCGGUUCUGCACUAAGCAACUUCCUCUGGCACGGUGGCUCCGUCUGGGACGCUUGGUUUAGCUGCGCAUCUAACCAGGUGGCCCAAGUGCUUCUGACACUACCGUACUCGUUCAGUCAACUAGGAAUGUUAUCAGGAAUAGUACUUCAGAUCUUCUACGGAUUACUCGGAAGCUGGACUGCUUAUCUCAUCAGUGUUCUCUACGUUGAGUAUCGAGCUCGUAAGGAGAAAGAAGGCAAAAACUUCAAGAACCACGUUAUUCAGUGGUUCGAAGUACUCGAUGGACUACUUGGCACAUACUGGAAAGCAUUAGGACUCGCAUUUAACUGCACUUUCCUCUUGUUUGGAUCUGUAAUCCAACUCAUUGCUUGUGCCAGCAACAUUUAUUACAUAAACGAUCACUUGGACAAGAGAACAUGGACUUACAUAUUCGGCGCGUGCUGUGCAACCACUGUGUUUAUACCGUCGUUCCAUAACUACCGAAUCUGGUCGUUCCUUGGCUUGGGUAUGACCACCUACACGGCCUGGUACUUGGCCAUCGCCUCCAUUAUCCACGGCCAGACGGAAGGUGUGAAGCAUUCUGGUCCAACAAAGCUAGUGCUAUAUUUUACGGGAGCUACCAAUAUCUUGUAUACCUUUGGUGGUCACGCAGUUACUGUUGAGAUAAUGCAUGCAAUGUGGAAACCACAGAAGUUUAAGUACAUUUACUUGAUGGCGACGUUAUACGUUUUCACACUAACGAUUCCGUCAGCUUCCGCCGUUUACUGGGCCUUCGGAGACGCACUUCUCAACCACUCUAAUGCUUUCUCUCUUCUCCCCAAAAACGGGUGGCGUGACGCUGCCGUUAUCCUCAUGCUCAUUCACCAAUUUAUUACGUUUGGAUUCGCGUGUACCCCACUCUACUUUGUGUGGGAGAAAGUGAUAGGGAUGCAUGACACAAAGAGCAUUUUCUUGAGAGCUUUAGCUCGUUUGCCUGUGGUUAUACCGAUAUGGUUCUUAGCUAUUAUCUUUCCGUUUUUCGGCCCAAUCAAUUCAGCGGUUGGUGCUCUUCUGGUUAGCUUCACCGUCUAUAUCAUCCCUGCCCUCGCUCACAUGCUCACUUACCGCUCUGCCUCCGCUCGUCAGAAUGCGGCGGAGAAGCCACCGUUCUUCAUGCCAAGCUGGACGGCGAUGUACGUGUUGAAUGCUUUCGUGGUGAUUUGGGUUCUAAUAGUCGGGUUCGGGUUUGGUGGAUGGGCAAGUGUAACCAACUUUGUUCGUCAAGUCGACACUUUUGGUCUCUUUGCUAAGUGUUACCAAUGUAAACCACCUGCCGCCGCUGCUCAUGCACCGGUUUCCGCUUUACACCACCGCCUUUGAGAGAUCUAAUGCUUUUGUGGAGUUUAUAAAAAUAUAUUUGUUCUUAAUUUCAUGUUUUGUGUUUGUAUACGUGUGGGAGUAAAAAGUCACGAAAAUAGUGUACUACACAUCCCCUUCGAAUGCGUGUUAAGCUCUUAGUUUUUUUUUUGGGUGUUGUACUUUUCACUCGUUAAUUAGGUCGAUAAUAUAGUAACGUGUGCUUUCUUAAUUUGGUAUUGUUAAACAAUAGGCUAAAAAUGUAUUGACUUCUCUUCUUUUA
This is a messenger RNA of Eruca vesicaria subsp. sativa (arugula), 1942 nucleotides long. Lineage: Eukaryota; Viridiplantae; Streptophyta; Magnoliopsida; Brassicales; Brassicaceae. The record is from the annotation of a GenBank genome assembly.